Messenger RNA from Entelurus aequoreus (snake pipefish), 4403 nucleotides. RefSeq names its product receptor-type tyrosine-protein phosphatase S-like. The transcript is spliced from 23 exons. The record is from RefSeq and is a predicted model, not a curated record. Gene Ontology annotation, biological process: brain development; cell-cell adhesion. Bases 129 to 4403 code for a protein of 1424 amino acids. Gene Ontology annotation, molecular function: cell-cell adhesion mediator activity. Lineage: Eukaryota; Metazoa; Chordata; Actinopteri; Syngnathiformes; Syngnathidae.
CCAUCCUGCCUGCAGAACUCUAUCAUCCCCGUGCGGUUGGUGCCUCGGCGUUCCAGCCAGGUGGAAGAUAAGACCCACCCCUUCCUUCCCUGUACCCCACCCCCCAACCUACUCCCACCGGAACAAAGAUGGCCACGGGGAGUGUCGCUCGUCUGUCCUUGCCAAUCCUGCUGCCUGUUACACUUCUGCUGCUAUCACUGCUGCUCACUGGCUCCCAGGCCUUAUCACCGCCACGAUUCACGAAAGUCCCUGUUGACCAGAUAGGUGUCUCCGGGGGUGUCGUGUCCUUUGUUUGCCAGGCGACGGGGGACCCCAAGCCAAGGGUUAGCUGGAAUAAAAAAGGCAAAAAGGUCAACUCCCAGCGUAUAGAGACCAUUGAAUUCGACGAGGGCGCCGGCGCUGUGCUCCGAAUCCAGCCUCUGCGUCAACCGCGUGACGAGAACAUCUAUGAAUGUGUGGGUGAGAACAGCGAGGGCGAGAUCACAGUCAACGCCAACCUGUCCAUCAUCCGAGACGACCUUCUCCCUCCUGGCUUCCCGAAAAUUGACAUGGGCCCUCAGUUGAAAGUAGUGGAGCGAACCCGGACUGCAACAAUGCUUUGUGCCGCCAGUGGCAACCCCGACCCAGAAAUCACUUGGUAUAAAGACUUCCUGCCCAUUGACCCCAGUGCUAGUAAUGGGCGAAUCAAACAGCUCCGUUCAGGUGCCUUGCAGAUUGAGAACAGCGAGGAGACGGACCAGGGGAAGUACGAGUGCGUGGCGUCUAACGUGGAAGGCGUGCGCUACUCGUCCUCUGCUAACCUUUAUGUGCGAGUCCGGCGGGUUCCUCCUCGCUUCUCCAUUCCACCGACGAGUCAGGAAAUCAUGCCAGGUGGUAGUGUGAACAUAACGUGCGUGGCAGUGGGAUCCCCCAUGCCUUACGUCAAGUGGAUGUUGAAUUCGGACGACCUGACGCCAGAGGACGAGAUGCCUGUGGGUAGGAAUGUCCUUGAGCUGAGCAGCGUCCGUGAGUCGGCCAACUACACCUGUGUGGCCAUGAGCAGUCUUGGCAUUAUUGAGGCUGUUGCGCAGAUCACCGUCAAAUCUCUUCCAAAGCCUCCAGGUACUCCAGUGGUAACUGAAACCACAGCCACUAGUGUGACUAUCACCUGGGACUCCGGCAACCCUGACCCAGUCACCUACUAUAUCAUCCAAUACCGUGCAAAAUCCCCUGACAGCAAGUACGAGACAGUGGACGACAUCACCACCACACGUUACAGCAUCGGCGGCCUCUACCCCAACACGGAGUAUGAAAUCCGAGUCUCGGCCGUCAACACGAUUGGCCAGGGUCCUCCCAGUGAGCCAGUGGAGACCAGAACCGGUGAACAAGCCCCUGCUAGUCCACCCCGAAACAUCCAUGUCCAGAUUAUAUCCCAAAACACCAUGCUGGUAACGUGGGCGGAACCAGAGGAACCAAACGGGCAGAUUAAGGGCUAUAGGGUUUAUUACACCAUGGAUGACUCCCAGCCUAUGAGCCUCUGGCAGAUCCAUAAUGUCCAGGACAGCAUCAUCACGACCAUAAAGAGCCUUGUUCCUCAAGAGACGUACACCAUCAAAGUCCUAGCUUUUACGUCAGUAGGCGAUGGACCCUUCUCAGAGCCAGUCCAUGUUAAAGUGCUGCAAGGAGUUCCUGGUCAGCCAUCCAAAUUUCAGGUGGGCGACGUGUCUGAUACCAGCAUCCAACUAACUUGGGAACCUGCCUUUGAUAAAGAAGGAAUUAUCAAAUAUGAACUUCGCUACACUGAAGGCAGUUUUGGCUCUCAGAUGAAUAAAACAUUUGGGCCUGCAUCUUCAUACAUUGUGGAAGGCCUCCGCCCAAACACCGAGUAUCACUUCUCCCUGGCAGCCAUCUCUAACAAAGGCACCGGAGCUUUCACCAAUGACGUAUCGCAGAAGACCUUGCAAGCCAAUCCUUCAGCCCCCCCUCAAGACAUUAAGUGCAGCAGCACCAGCUCCACCUCCUUGCUGGUAAGUUGGCGCCCCCCGCCACUGAGGAGCCAGAAUGGUGUCCUGGCGGGGUAUAGGGUGCGCUACCAGGUGGUGGGACAGGCGGAGGGUGGCGGUGACGAUGUGGAGCCAAUGGAGGAGCCCACCGUGCCUGCCUCCGAAGAGCAGGUGCUGCUGCAGCGAUUGGAGAAGUGGACCCAGUAUCGCAUCACCGUGUCUGCCUUCACGGUUGUUGGGCCGGGCCCUGAAAGCGAGCCCUUUAACUGCCGGACGGAUGAAGACGUUCCUGGCGCCCCUCCGAGGCGUGUGGAGGUGGAGGUCUUAAACUCCACCGCACUCAAGGUGAUGUGGCGUUCGCUCAUGCCUGGGAGGCAGCACGGCCAGAUCCGUGGCUACCAGGUCCACUACGUCCGCGUGGAGAACGGGGAGUCCAGGGGCCUGCCCCUCAUUAAGGACGUCAUGCUGGCCGACGCCCAGUGGGAAACGGACGAUAUCGCUGAAUAUGAAAUGGUUAUUGGAGGAUUGAAGCCGGACACCACCUACUCCAUCACGGUGGCGGCAUACACCACCAAGGGCGAUGGAGCACGGAGCAAACCCAAACUGGUUGUGACCAAAGGUGCAGUGCCUGCUCCGCCCAUUUUGUCAGUGACUCAGGAGUCGGAAACAUCUGCUCUGGUUCGCUGGGACCCCCCCGAUCUAAAAAACGGCAUGGACCUUCAGGGUUACAGGCUCCAGUUUGGUCGGAAAGACGUCUCACCUUUGGCCACGCUAGAGUUUACCCCCCAGGAACGACAGUACUCUGUGGGCAACAUUCACCGCGGGGCCACCUACCAGUUCAAACUGUCCGCCAAAAGCAGGGGGGGCUUUGGGGAGGAAGCUGGUGUGGAACUCCGAGUGCCCGAGAAUAUACCAGGUGGUUACCCUCAAAUGGACGAAGGCUCCAACGUGACAUGUUGCUCCGUGCAGCUGUCCUGGUCACCGCCGGUGCUGGCCGAGAGGAACGGCGUAAUCACCGAGUACACUUUGGCCUUCAAGGAAACUGGCAGUAGAGAAGCACAGCAGGAGCUCCGAGUACCCCCCAACCUGUCCAGCUUCGUCCUCAACAGCCUCAAACCAAACUCUGCUUACGAUGUGAAAAUGCGCGCGCACACCAUUGUAGGUCCCGGGCCCUACAGCCCACCUAUCCAGUAUCGGACGGUGGCCAAUGAUCCAACAGAUGUGCCAAAGAAUUUUACCAUCAAGUGGGCGACCAAGACCACCGUGGUCCUUGCCUGGAAGUUUUCUGACAGCAGGUCCCCAUACAAAUGCACGAUUGAAUACAACCGUCAGAAGAUGGAUGUCGAUGCCAGGCAGCUGAAGGCCUUCAUCACUGGACUAAGGCACAACACCACUUACGAGUUCAGGGUGACAUGCCAAGAAAGCAUGGACAGCGGGCCAAAACACCGUGUGGUAGCCAAGACGGCACCACUCAUCCUGGUCAGGAAGCCCAAGCUGGACAUCUACGCCGAGCCUGACGAUAUUCUCACCAUGUCGUUUCCACCCGUCGAUGGAAAGGAUGUCAAGAUUUUUUAUGUGGUUGUGGUGCCAUUGAGAAGGACCUUAGGGACUGUCAAGAAUCUAAAGACUCCUGACGAGAUGGACAUUGAAGAGCUGUUGCGGGAGGUGACCCCAAAGCGCCGGUCACGCCGUCAGCUGGCUCAGCUGGACCAGAGGAAGCCUUACAUCACAGCCUGCUUCCGGCAGCUUCCUUCCAGCUUCACCGUGGGCUCUGACCAUCGCCAGAGCAGCUGUGAGAAUAAAGCUCUCGAACCUGGCCAGGAGUACGUCUUCUUCCUCAUGGCUGAACUGAAUACGACUGCCGGGAAAAUGUUUGCGACCAGCCCUUACACUGACACGGUGAUGAGUCCCGUGCUGGUGGACCCUCAGCCAGUGGAGACCGGCGGGGAUGGGCUCAUUUGGGUGGUCGGUCCAGUCUUGGCCGUGGUCUUCAUCAUCUGCAUUGUCAUUGCAAUCCUCCUGUACAAAAACAAACCUGACAGCCGCAAGAGAAAGGAGUCAGAACCCCGCACAAAGUGCCUGCUGAACAACGCCGACAUCACCCCCCACCACCCCACUGACCCUGUGGAAAUGAGACGCAUCAACUUCCAAACGCCAGGUAUGAUGAAUCACCCUCCUAUCCCCAUCUCCGAGCUGGCGGAGCACACGGAGCUUCUGAAGGCCAACGACAACCUCAAGCUUUCCCAGGAAUACGAGUCCAUCGAUCCAGGCCAGCAGUUCACCUGGGAGCAUUCCAACCUGGAGGUGAACAAGCCGAAAAAUCGUUACGCCAAUGUCAUUGCGUACGACCACUCCCGCGUCAUCCUGGCUCCCAUAGAGGGUAAGACAGUCAUUUUAGAUUUUUCUAUUGUUUCUGUCUGA